UGGCGGCGCUAGUUCUCUCAGUGUGGUUCUCCAGCCUCCAGAAAGACGGAGAAGUAAACGAGUCUGUAUACAGUAGAACCAGCCGCUCACAGCGUCGUUGUUGUUGGACGGAGAGAAAGAGGAGCUGCGCUGCUAAAUGAGUAACGUCCUAGUAUCCACUUUCCUCUAUUCAGAUUUACCUCCAAAAACAUCAAACGAUGCCAGAGGAAUCAGAGGAAGAUGUCACACUGCUGAAUUUGGAAGAGAUUAAACAAGAGAAUAUAGAGGAGCUGUAUUGUUGCUCAGAGUGUGGAAAGAUUUUUGAACAAGAAAGUGACCUCAAAUCACACCAGCGCACUCAUGCAGGAGAGAACCAAUACGCCUGUACAGAGUGUGGGAGAAGCUUCAGGCACUCUAAAACUUUAAAAAAGCACAAGUGCACCAGGAUGGAGGAUGGCUGUUCUAUUACGGUGGUUCUUGAACCUGAUGACAGUGAAGAAGCAGAAGAUCCCAUCCUGAUCAGCAGGCCCCGCUUUUGCACUGCCACAUUUGAAAGACAUUCUCCUCCUGGUGUUGCGUCAAAUUUUCCUCCUGAAACACAUCAGGAGAUGCUGCCAGAGGAACAUGGAAGACUGCUGAAAUCAGAAGAGAUUAAACAUGAGAAUAUGGAGGAGCCACAUUGUUACUCUGAAUGUGAAAAACAUGUUAAACAAGAGAGUAAUCCCGAAUCGCAUCACUGCACUCACGCAGAGGAGGAGCAGCAUGAGUGCUCAGAGGGUGAUACGGAUAUCAGUAAUCAGAGUCAUCUUCGACAACACAACCAUGUUCACACAGAAGAAAGGCCGUUUAACUGCUCCAAGUGUGGACAGAGUUUUGAUGACGAAAGUACUCUAAAUAAACACAAGUGCUUUCAUACAGCAAAGAAGCCAUAUUGCUGUUCAUCCUGUGGAAAGAGUUUCACCAGAUCCAGUAACCUGCAACAACACCAGCGCAUUCACACAGGAGAGAAGCCCUAUUGCUGUUCCCACUGUGGAAAGAAUUUUACUAGAUACAGUAACCUUCAUCAACACAUGCGCAUUCACACAGGAGAGAAGCCUUUCUGCUGUUCAUACUGUGACAGGAGUUUUACUACAUACUGCAAUCUCCAACAACACCAGCACACUCACACUGGAGAGAAGCCGUAUCAGUGCUCGGAGUGUGGGAAGAAUUUUUCUGACAGUGGUACUCUCACAAGACACAAACGCAUCCACACAGGAGAGAAACCAUAUCAGUGCCCAGAAUGUGGGAAGAGUUUUAACCAGAAGAGUACACUGCAACUACACUGUCGCAUUCACACAGGAGAGAAACCGUAUUACUGCACACAGUGUGGAAAGAGUUUUAUUGACAUAUGCACUCUAAAAACACACCUGAUCAUUCACACAGGAGAGAAGCCCUACUGCUGUAAAUGCUGUGGAAAGAGUUUUACCAGACACAGUAAUCUCCAACAACACCAGCUCAUUCACACAGGAGAGAAAACGCAUUUCUGUUCAUACUGUGGAAGGAGUUUUACUAGAUAUAGUUAUCUCCAGGUACACCAGCGCAUUCACACAGGAGACAAACCAUAUGUCUGUUCAGAGUGUGGAAAUAGUUUUAAUCGAAAGAGCGCUCUUGAACAACACCAGCGAGUUCACACUGGAGAGAAACCGUAUGAGUGCUCAGAAUGUGGGAAGAGUUUUUGUCAGCAGGGUACUCUCCAAGUACACCAGCGUAUUCACACAGGAGCGAAACCGUAUCAGUGCUCAGAAUGUGGGAAGAUCUUCAGGUAUUCAAAAGCAUUAAAGACACACAAAUGUGCAGAGAGGGAGGAGGAUAAUUCUGAACCUGUGGUUUUUGAACCUGCUUUAGAGUUUGGCCAAUCGGCGCCCAGCUUGUGUGAACCGCUAUCCAAUCGUAGCGCAGGGGGCGGGGUUUGUCUGAGUAACGCACGUGGUUCCAGUGUGAAGCCCCGAGUCCACGGCGGCGCUAGUUCUCUCAGUGUGGUUUUCCAACAGCCAGAUAAAGCGGAGAAGCAGAUCCCGGAUAUACAGCAGCAGCUCACGGUGUUGUUGUUGCUGGACGCAGAGAAACAGGAUCUGCCCUGCUGUGAAAAGUUCAAGAGUUGUCCUUCUCCUGGUGUUGCCACAAACAUAUCUCCACAAACACAUCAAGAGAUGCCUCAAGAGGAGCCUGUAAGACUUCUGAAACCAGAAGAGAUUAAACAUGAGAAUACGGAGGAAGCUUAUUGUUACUCUGAGUGUGAGAAGAGUAUCAAACAAGAGGAUGAUCUUGAAUCACAUCCGUGCACUCAAGCAGAGGAGAAGCAAUAUGACUGUUCAGAGUAUGAGAGGGAUAUCGAUAAUAGGACUUCUCUCCAACAACACCAGCACACUCAAAUAGGAGAGAAACUGUAUCAGUGCUCAGAGUGUGGGAAGAGUUUUAUUGACAAAACUACUUUAAAUACACACCAGUGUCUUCAUACAGGAGAGAAGCCCUAUUGCUGUUCACAGUGUGGAAGGAGUUUUAGUAGAUACGGUAAUCUCCAGCAACACCUGCGCAUUCACUCAGGAGAGAAACCCUAUUGCUGUUCAUACUGUGAAAGGAGUUUUUCCCGGUAUAAUACUCUCCAACUACACCAGCACACUCACACAGGAGAGAAGCCCUAUCAGUGCUCAGAUUGCGGGAAGAAUUUUGCUGACAGGGGAACUCUCGUACGACACAAACGCAUUCACACAGGAGAGAAACCGUAUCAGUGCUCAGAGUGUGGGAAGAGUUUUAAUCAAAAGAUUAGUCUCCAACUACACCAGUACAUUCAUACAGGAGAGAAGCCCUACUGCUGUUCAUACUGUGGUAGGAGUUUUAGUAGAUACGGUAAUCUCCAACAUCACCUGCGCAUUCACACAGGAGAGAAGCCUUAUUGCUGUUCAUACUGUGAAAGGAGCUUUACUAGAUACAGUAACCUCCAGCAACACCAGCACACUCACACAGGAGAGAAGCCCUAUCAGUGCUCAGAGUGUGGAAAGAGCUUUGCUGACAGGGGAACUCUCGUACGACACAAACGCAUCCACACGGGAGAGAAACCGUAUCAGUGCUUGCAAUGUGGAAAGAGUUAUAAUCAAAGCAGUAGUCUCCAUCUUCACCAGCGCAUCCACUCAGGAGAGAAGCCGUUUUACUGCUCUGAUUGUGGGAAGAGUUUUUUUGACAAAUGCACUCUAAAAAAACACCAGAUCAUUCACACCGGAGAGAAGCCCUACUGCUGUACAUGCUGUGGAAAAAGUUUUACCAGACAUAGUAAUCUCCAACAACACCAGCGCAUUCACACAGGAGAGAAGCCCUAUUGCUGUUCAUACUGUGGAAUGAGUUUCACCAGAUACAGUAACCUUCGCCAACACCAGCGCAUUCAUACAGGAGACAAACCAUACGUCUGCUCUGAGUGUGGCAAGAGUUUUAAUCGGCGGAAUGCUUUUCAGCGACACCAGCUUAUUCACACAGGAGAGAAGCCGUAUCAGUGCUCGGAAUGUGGGAAGCCCUUUAGGUAUUUAAAAGCAUUAAAGACACACAAAUGUGCAGAGAAUGAGGAGGAUAAUUCUAUAACUGUGGUUCUUGAUCCUGAUUUACAUGCAGAAGAUGCAGAAGAUCCUGCUUUCAUUAGUAAUCCAUGCCUCAGCACUUCUACAGUGUUGGAAGGAGAGAAAAAGGAGCUGGACUGUUUGAUUUAGGGAACUGUUCAACACUUGUUCACAUGGUUUAUGUUAUGUUUUCACUGAUCAAUAGAGAAAUGGUGUCAGAGAUGUUCGCUGUGCGCCUGCUAGUGCUGUUUUCCUAGUUUGGUAAACGUGAUAUGGUGUUUCGUAGACUAUAUUUUGAGUAGAUGUACUCAAAAAUGUUAAACUAUAACAUCCUUUAUUUGCAUGUCUGCUGUGCCAUUUUCAAUUUGUAUACACAUGAAGCAAGUCCUACAGACUAUAUGAAAUCCAUGUGCCAAAUGAGCUUACACCAGAUGGGAUGUGUAAGUUAAAAAAUAUGUAUAUAAUAAAAAUGGAAAAUAGCA
This is a messenger RNA of Colossoma macropomum (tambaqui), 4045 nucleotides long. RefSeq names its product zinc finger protein 850-like. Gene Ontology annotation, biological process: regulation of transcription by RNA polymerase II. The record is from RefSeq and is a predicted model, not a curated record. The transcript has 6 exons. Gene Ontology annotation, molecular function: RNA polymerase II cis-regulatory region sequence-specific DNA binding; DNA-binding transcription factor activity, RNA polymerase II-specific. Bases 198 to 3713 code for a protein of 1171 amino acids. NCBI's taxonomy places the organism in Eukaryota, Metazoa, Chordata, Actinopteri, Characiformes, Serrasalmidae.